GUUUGGCUGUGUGUAGUGUGUACGUUGGUAGGAGCGUCCAUGAGUCGAGUGAUUGUGUUGAUACACAAAGUUAUAGCUGUGCACAACAUGUGAAUGUUUGGAAUUUUCUGGUCUUGGCAUUCCGAAAAAUUAUUAGAAAAGACACAUUAAAAUAAUGAGGUUGGAUGUCGAUGGUUUACCGGUCUAUUUCCCUUAUGAUUACAUUUACCCGGAACAGUAUGCAUACAUGUUGGAGCUUAAGAAGGGCCUGGAUGCGAAGGGCCAUUGCCUGCUGGAAAUGCCGUCAGGCACUGGUAAAACAAUAUCACUAUUGUCCUUGAUUGUGGCUUACAUGGCGAACAACCCAUUGGAUGUAACAAAAUUAAUAUAUUGUUCUCGUACUGUUCCUGAAAUUGAGAAAGUUAUUGAGGAACUUAAAAAGUUAAUUGCAUACAUCGAGAAACAGACUGAAGAAAAACCUAGGAUACUUGGGCUGGUCCUGAGUUCACGCAAAAAUCUUUGCAUUCAUCCGCAGGUCAGUAAAGAGCGUGAUGGCAAAAUAGUCGAUGGUCGAUGUCACAGCUUGACUGCAUCGUACAUACGGGACCGUCACAGCUAUGAUGAGUCUGUUCCUGUGUGCAACUUCUAUGAAGCCUUCAGUACUUUUGGCAAAGAAGCUCCAAUGGCACCUGGUGUAUAUGGCAUAGAUGAUUUGAAGGAUUAUGGUCGAGACAUGGGUUGGUGCCCAUAUUUCCUUGCCCGAUAUGCGAUCACACAUGCCAACAUUGUUGUUUACAGUUACCACUAUCUCCUAGAUCCUAAAAUUGCUGAAGUUGUGUCCAAGGAACUUAGCAAGUCAUCUGUUGUAGUGUUCGAUGAAGCACACAACAUUGAUAAUGUUUGUAUUGACUCAAUGAGUGUGAAGAUAACAAGGAGAAUUGUAGACAGGAGUACUGCCAACAUCCAGCUGCUGGAACGUACUAUUGCUGAAAUGAAGGAAGAUGAUGCUCAAAAACUGAAGGAAGAGUACCAGAGAUUGGUUGAAGGAUUGCGGGAUGCUAAUCUUGCCCGUGAGACGGAUAUUGUCCUUGCUAAUCCUGUUUUACCAGAUGAAGUUCUUCAUGAGGUAGUGCCGGGAAACAUUCGAAAUGCUGAGCACUUUGUUGCCUUUCUAAAGCGAUUUGUGGAGUACCUGAAAACACGUCUUAGAGUCCAGCAUGUGGUUCAGGAAUCGCCAGCUGGUUUCCUCAAGGAUGUUGCACAGAAGGUCUGCAUUGAAAGGAAACCACUGAGGUUUUGCCAUGAACGUCUGACUUCAUUGUUAAAGACUCUGGAGAUAUCUGAUCUGACAGACUUUUCCCCACUGGUUCUUAUUACCCAUUUAGCAACACUUGUAGCAACAUACACGAAAGGCUUUACUAUUAUUGUGGAGCCAUUUGAUGAUAAAACUCCAACAGUAUCAAAUCCCAUACUUCAUUUCAGUUGCCUGGAUUCAUCAAUUGCUGUUAAGCCAGUAUUUGACCGCUUUCAGUCUGUGGUAAUUACUUCGGGUACACUAUCUCCUCUGGACAUGUAUCCAAAGAUACUGGAUUUUCACCCUGUUAUCAUGAGUUCAUUUACUAUGACAUUAGCGAGGCCUUGUCUUCUUCCAAUGAUAGUGUCAAAAGGCAAUGACCAGGUAGCAAUCUCAUCACGAUUUGAGACACGUGAAGAUGUUGCAGUAGUUCGUAACUAUGGUCAACUUCUGGUGGAAGUUGCAUCCAAUGUCCCUGAUGGAGUAGUCUGUUUCUUCACAUCUUACCUGUACCUCGAAUCAGUCGUAGCUAGCUGGUAUGAUCAAGGAGUUGUAGAUAACAUUCAGAGACAUAAGCUGCUGUUUAUAGAGACACAGGAUGCUGCAGAAACAAGCUUAGCACUUCUGAACUACAUUAAGGCAUGUGAGAGUGGGCGUGGUGCAGUACUUCUUUCUGUCGCACGAGGCAAAGUGUCAGAAGGUGUCGACUUCGAUCACCAUUUAGGCAGAGCUGUGCUCAUGUUCGGAAUACCAUAUGUGUACACACAAUCACGCAUCCUGAAGGCUCGGUUGGAGUACCUAAGAGACCAGUUCCAGAUAAGGGAGAAUGACUUCCUCACUUUUGAUGCAAUGCGACAUGCAGCCCAGUGUGUGGGUCGUGCACUGCGUGGUAAAACUGACUAUGGUAUAAUGGUAUUUGCUGACAAGAGAUUCUCACGCCAGGAUAAGCGCAGCAAAUUACCAAAGUGGAUACAAGAACAUCUCAAAGAUUCAUUAUGUAAUCUUUCAACAGAAGAAGCUAUCCAGAUUGCUAAACGAUGGCUGAGACAAAUGGCACAACCAUUUAGCCGUGAGGACCAGCUGGGAGUUUCACUGUUGACACUUGAACAACUUCAGAAUGAAGAGAUGCGGAGGAAUCAGCAAGCAGCUGCUGAACAAAACUAGUACACAGUGUGACCAGUCUGGUUAUCAGAUAGCCACUGACUGAGGAAAACCAUUUGAAAAUCACAUCUGUGUGUGUGUGUGUGUGUGUGUGUGUGUGUGUGUGUGUGUGUGUUUUGCUCAAUAUUAAAUUUCCAUGAAUAACACUGUUGAAGUUGUAUUUAUUGCUUUUAUUUUUGUAUUGUUUCCCAGUCCAUGUUGUGUAAAUGCAUCUUCUUCAGUACAAAUAAUAGUAUUUUUUAUAUGUGUACAUUGUAAUGUAAUUACAUGUUCUCAUUUUACUUUGAAUGUUUGUAAUAAAUGUGUGUAUAGCCUC
Schistocerca piceifrons (Central American locust) is the source of this 2750-nucleotide messenger RNA. RefSeq names its product general transcription and DNA repair factor IIH helicase subunit XPD (gene Xpd). Lineage: Eukaryota; Metazoa; Arthropoda; Insecta; Orthoptera; Acrididae. The record is from RefSeq and is a predicted model, not a curated record. Gene Ontology annotation, cellular component: nucleus. The coding region runs from base 155 to 2437 and encodes 760 amino acids. The transcript is spliced from 15 exons. Gene Ontology annotation, biological process: nucleotide-excision repair; positive regulation of mitotic recombination; transcription by RNA polymerase II. Gene Ontology annotation, molecular function: ATP binding; DNA helicase activity; hydrolase activity, acting on acid anhydrides, in phosphorus-containing anhydrides.